Messenger RNA from Polyodon spathula (Mississippi paddlefish), 437 nucleotides. Its product is annotated as 40S ribosomal protein S21. Gene Ontology annotation, cellular component: cytosolic small ribosomal subunit; ribosome. Gene Ontology annotation, biological process: translation; endonucleolytic cleavage to generate mature 3'-end of SSU-rRNA from (SSU-rRNA, 5.8S rRNA, LSU-rRNA); endonucleolytic cleavage in ITS1 to separate SSU-rRNA from 5.8S rRNA and LSU-rRNA from tricistronic rRNA transcript (SSU-rRNA, 5.8S rRNA, LSU-rRNA). Gene Ontology annotation, molecular function: structural constituent of ribosome. NCBI's taxonomy places the organism in Eukaryota, Metazoa, Chordata, Actinopteri, Acipenseriformes, Polyodontidae. The record is from RefSeq and is a predicted model, not a curated record. Bases 140 to 388 code for a protein of 82 amino acids. The transcript has 6 exons.
CGUUUAGAAGCGAGCCGGAAGCUGUUUUUGUGAGCCUCCACUUUAUGACAGCUUCCUGUGGCUGAGUUCUUCCUUUCCCGUGUCAGCCAUUACUGUGUGGAGGUCACCGUGUGGCACCUGAAAACAAACACAAACAAACAUGCAGAACGAUGCUGGCGAAUUUGUGGACUUGUACGUCCCCCGUAAAUGCUCUGCUAGUAACAGAAUCAUUGGGGCCAAGGACCAUGCCUCUAUCCAGAUCAACAUUGCUGAGGUUGACAAGGUAACAGGCAGGUUCAAUGGGCAGUUCAAGACCUAUGCCAUCUGUGGAGCUAUUCGUAGAAUGGGUGAAUCUGAUGACUCUAUCUUGAGGCUGGCGAGGGAGGACGGCUUAGUCUCAAAGAACUGAAACAGAGGAUGCAAAAUUUGUUCUUUGUAAAAUAAAAAGUAAAAACAAA